This is a messenger RNA of Lytechinus pictus (painted urchin), 2478 nucleotides long. RefSeq lists its product as uncharacterized. Gene Ontology annotation, cellular component: membrane. Gene Ontology annotation, molecular function: netrin receptor activity. Gene Ontology annotation, biological process: netrin-activated signaling pathway. The transcript is spliced from 16 exons. The record is from RefSeq and is a predicted model, not a curated record. NCBI's taxonomy places the organism in Eukaryota, Metazoa, Echinodermata, Echinoidea, Temnopleuroida, Toxopneustidae. Bases 1 to 2478 code for a protein of 825 amino acids.
AUGUCUUUUUGUGCAUCGUAUCAUAUGCCCGUGCAACGUCCUGCAUCGUGUGAUAAGGUCGACCGAAACUUAUCCAUACUUGGCGAUGACGCAACGGUGGUGCAAUACCGUAGGGUGCGACAAGGAUCACCAAUUGCAGAGAUGGCUGAUGAUGUAACAGUGGAUCCUUCAUUGCGGAAAAAGGUUAAAGAGCCGAUGGGACUUAAGACAUCACUCCAUCCACAGAAAGAGGUGUAUGGUUUAACCCAGUUGGAAGAUAUACAUAUAGACGAGGAGCCAUCGACGGCAAUGACCAGUAUAUCAAAGGUUAAAGAGCCGAUGGGACUUAAGACAUCACUCCAUCCACAGAAAGAGAUGUAUGGUUUAACCCAGUUGGAAGAUAUAAAUAUAUACGACGAGCCAUCGACGGCAAUGACCCGUAUAUCAAAGGUUAAAGAGCCGAUGGGACUUAAGACAUCACUCCAUCCACAGAAAGAGAUGUAUGGUUUAACCCAGUUGGAAGAUAUACAUAUAGACGAGGAGCCAUCGACGGCAAUGACCAGUAUAUCAAAGGUUAAAGAGCCGAUGGGACUUAAGACAUCACUCCAUCCACAGAAAGAGAUGUAUGGUUUAACCCAGUUGGAAGAUAUAAAUAUAUACGACGAGCCAUCGACGGCAAUGACCCGUAUAUCAAAGGUUAAAGAGCGGAUGGGACUUAAGACAUCACUCCAUCCACAGAAAGAGAUGUCUGGUUCAUCCCAGGUCAAAGAGCUAACAGAAGGAAACCUAAGAGGACAGUCACCUUUACAAGUCAAAUUGCCAAGCGAGUUGAAUGACGCCCUUUCCGACAUACGAAGACUACAUGUUUUUGAUCGUUAUGGAUGGUCUAGGUAUUAUAAACAACAUGGAAACAUCGAUCGUUACCAAAAGCUUAAACGUUUUACUACCAAGGUCUCUGAUAUUGAAUAUGGAAACGAAUAUCAUCAGCCUAUAUCUUGGAAUAUCGAUGACGAUGGAGCUUGGAUAGUAUUUGAAGAUGAAUUACCACUAGAUCUAAUAGAAAUGAUCUAUGCAUCGGUUCCAUUGUGUCAAAAAGUAGAACAUAUUACCACUGUCUUUGGCAAGCAUCGGGGUAUUCAUACGCGUGGAUCACAACCUUUCAUUCCAAUGAGAUCUGUCCUCUCCGUUUACCUUUACGUAUUUCCUGCAUCACCCCAUGAGUCAUUACAGAUCGUCAGUAGGUGUUUUCCAAAUGCAAAGAGUCUUGUGCUAGAUUGUGGAUUAGAAUGUUUAUUUGAAUUCACUUCCAGACACCACUCUGGCAUCCAGCUGUCUUCACUGAGAAGAUUAGAAUUUCGUAUCGUACAUUGCUACAAUACUCUUGACCUCUUUCUCAUGCUUUCUUCUUCCUGUCAAAACAUUGAGUCCCUCACUGUCACAAGCGAUGAUCCUCUCAAAUGGGAGAAGUCAAGGACAGCCACUACAGAAUGUAAAUUACCUAAUCUGACUGAUAUCCAUCUUGAAUCUCGUUGGUCUGACGAGCACUAUGCACUCCAAAUUAUAACAGACUUACUACACUUAGGUCGUAUGAUGAGUCCUAGUUUGAAAUUUGUCAAAGUAAAAAGUGUAGAGCUAGGAGAUGUAGUUAUGAAGAGUGCUGAAUGGUCCCGAACAUCAUCGGAUUGCGGGUUGCAGAUUCAAGGUGCGUCAGCUGAAGAGCUACUACUCCCAGAAGAGUUGCCUUUUGAAUGGCCAAGAUACGCAUUGCGAAAGUCAGCGGCUGUACCCAUAAUCGAGUUAGUCGAUAUUGCAACUAGUGAAUUUAAAGAGGUUACUGUCCUUACACUUGUCAGUUGCAAGAUUGAUUUCGGUCAGUCUGAAAGUAAGUCCCCGCAAAGCCCGAAGGAACUUGGUACACUGCGGGAAAUCAGGUUCGUUGGUUCAGAAAACCCACUUUCCGAAUCUGACAGGAACAAACUUUCGGAGUUGUAUCCUAAUGUCAAAGUGACUGAAAAACAGGAGAGUCAGGAAUCAUCUGAAGAAUCUCAGGAGGGUGCAGGGAUACCUUCCAAGUUGGAUAAGGUCUCCUCUCAACCACUCAAAACCUCUCCAAUAGUACCUGAUGAAGGAGAUGUCGAAACAACCAAGAAGGAGUGCUGCAAGAGAGUUGGAACUGAUGGUGGCAGAUUGGAGCUAGAGUCCUUUGGGAUUGAACUUGAGAUACCUCCUGGUGCAAUCGACAGCAAAGAGCCACAGGAAAUCUCUCUUCGUGUUCUGACCGAUACUCCUAAUCUUGGUGACACCAAAGAAGAGAUGUCAGUCUGCUUCGGCGUACAGUGCUUAGCUCCUGAUGACUUAGUCCUGAGGUCACCGGUGACUUACACAAUACCUCAUUGCGCUGUUGCAACACGGUACUCAAGCUUAGAGGCAGUCCUUUACACAGGAGAGGGAGAAUAUACACCGGUACUUGUGACAGAGACCAGUGAAAUAUACAAUUAA